Messenger RNA from Anguilla rostrata (American eel), 2428 nucleotides. Its product is annotated as inhibin beta B chain. Gene Ontology annotation, cellular component: extracellular region. The coding region runs from base 668 to 1726 and encodes 352 amino acids. Lineage: Eukaryota; Metazoa; Chordata; Actinopteri; Anguilliformes; Anguillidae. Gene Ontology annotation, molecular function: cytokine activity; growth factor activity. The record is from RefSeq and is a predicted model, not a curated record. The transcript is spliced from 2 exons.
AAGAUGAUUAUUCAACCGUGUCAUCUUCCACUUGUUAAGAAGGGUAAUGCACUACUUUCCAAAGUUGAGUCAUACUUGAACCCCUUACAUGACUUCUGCUUGUACGAGUCCACAGAGCAUGUGACCACUUCUCUAUAGGUGUCUUUCUUGUUAAGCAAGAGGUCAUUUUCCGGUCUUCAUCAUGUUCAUCAUCAAAUCAAAUCAUGUUUACCACAUCACAUAUUUAUGAAGAUAUUCUUCAAAAUAUUGAUUGGCGUAUUUGAAUGAACAUUCUGCUUUGUUAUGUGUUGUGUAUGAAUACCUCAAGAGGAAACUAUUUUUAGCUAUCGUCAUUUAAAUCUCCAAAAGCUGGCUAACAUGAAAACGGCAUUGAGAAACGUAUACGGAACAGCUAUUUUGUAUGAGGGUGUUUAUCAUCCAUUCUAAGAAUACUUGUUAAGACAUUUGCUGAAGGCAGCCAAAGCUUUACAAAAGGAGUGCUGGUGUUAGAGAUUUCACUGAGGGGCGUGGCUAGGCAGGGCUUCAGUAUAAAUGAAAGAAAGCUCGUGGAAUUUCAUUCACAACAUUGAAACGCACGCCCGCACAUACAGGCGUCAACAAGAGCGCACAUUACUGGCUCUGCUGCUCCCCUCAUAAAGAUACUUCAGUGCAGGGCUCUGGCAGUGUGAUGCGUCUCCUCAGCUGUGUACUGCUGCUGGCCUGCUGCUUCAGCAGAGUGGCCGGCAGGCCGCACCUGAGCCAGGGGGAGAGGAGCUUGUGGCUGGAGGCCGUCAAGAAGGGAAUCCUGGAAUCUCUGGGGAUGGACGGACCACCAGCGUCCCAUGUGAAACCUCGGCAGGAAGAGCUGAGGAGGAUGUAUUUCCUGUAUGAGAGGGAACUUCAGGAGCUACGCCGGAACCACAGCCAGGCUGCAGGGACCCAGCGCCCCACAGUUAACAGAGCCUCCACAGUACUCUUACCAGCUCAGGUUCAAUACCUCGAAACCCAGCGAUUCAGGGCCAUCUUCCACAAGACACAUCUCAUCAGGAAGGAGCUUAUUCUGGUUCAGGCCAAGCUGAAACUCUGUGGACAUUUUCUGGACAAACACCGGUCGGGUCAGCCUGUGCCUCGGCAAGAGGUCCAAGUCAAAAUACAUCAGAUAAUUAACAAAACUGCCCAAGAGCCAUUGAAGAAUGAUGGCCUUGUUUUGACAAAAGUCUUAGAUUCUAACAGCUUGACUCUAGAUAUUCACCCCACUGUUGAAAUCUGGAGAGCAAGUAUGGAGGAGCCUCUGGUGCUAGAAGUAGAGUUUGUUACAGGAAGAGAGAAGCAUCCAGAGGGUACCCCUGAGCUGGUCUUGGAAAUGGAAGUGACUGAACCUGUGUUGGAAAAGAGGAGGAAACGGAGGCGGGCGCCUGUCAAAGACGACUGCGAGGGGGAGGACAGGUGCUGCCGGAAGUCCCUGAGCGUCUCUUUCAAGGACAUUGGUUGGUCAGAUUGGGUGGUGGCCCCUGAGGGCUACACCAUGUACUUCUGCGACGGCUCGUGUCCCAGCAACUACAGGCCGGCCAGCAUGCACACCCAGGUCAAGUCGCGCUUGCACCGCAUGACUAAGGGAGCCACGCCCCGACCCUGCUGUGUGCCGGCCUCCUACGAGCCCAUGGUGAUCAUGCACUACGACAGCCAGGGGAAGCUCACGUUCACCACGUUCAAUGACAUGAUUGUCAGCAGCUGCCACUGCGCCUGAUACACCAUUGCCAAGGACAAAAACAACAAAACAAUGGCAAAUUUUUUUACACUGAAAAGAUUGAAAACAUUUGAAACCAGAGUAAAAAUUAUUAAUAACCUCGAACCUGGAACCUGAAUUAAAUAAUAUGCAGCUAAAAGCAGUUUGUGCACCUAUUACGUUGUUACUCAUGCUCAGGUUUUGCUUACUUCACUGCCUACUGCAGUACUGUACCUCAAAAGUGCUUUGUUUAUGUGUGAAUCAUUUUUAAGUCAAACAAAUUCAUUUUUUUUGUAUUUUGAUUUACAUAUUGUGUGAAAUACAGUAGUGAAUAAGACAGCGAAUCCGAUUUGUAUUCUGAUUCCUUAAAAAAAUACAUACAUGAAACGUACAUUUUUAAAAGUUAUUGGAUAUUUAUUGAAAGAUGUAUGUUGGCGUUAUUUAUUGAUUCUGUCUGUUUUCAAGGAUGUACCAUGUGUAUUUUAAAUGAAGCAUUGAGCUAUUCAUAUUGAAUAAAGCCUUAUAUUCUUUAAAAAAAUGACAAAAUCCAGUUUAAAUCUUCUUUUAAAACAUUUUUAGGAAAGAAAUAUUUAAAACUAAAGUUUAAUUUCUGUACAUAUAAAUAUUGUUUUUAUUUAUCUUUCCUAAUCUUUUUUUGUCAUUCACUUCAAUCCAAUUCCACUUUUUUUGUCAGUCACAUCAAUUCAAAUACUUCAACAGGGA